GCAAACAUGAAAAUAUCGAUAUUAGUGCUGGUACUGCUGGCCGGCGUAGCCUCUGCCGGGAUCAUCAGUGGAGGUGGAGGAGGAGGUGGAGGCGGUGGAGGCGGCGGCUACAGUGGAGGUGGAGGAUCAUUUGGAGGAUCAGGAGGCGGUGGUUCAUUUGGAGGAUCAGGAGGCUACACCGGCGGUUCAGGUGGAGGAUCAGGAGGCUACUCUGGCGGUUCAGGUGGAGGAUCAGGAGGCUACUCUGGCGGUUCAGGUGGAGGAUCAGGAGGAUUCUUUGGAGGAUCAGGAGGCUACUCUGGCGGUUCAGGUGGAGGAUCAGGAGGCUACUCUGGCGGUUCAGGUGGAGGAUCAGGAGGCUACUCUGGCGGUUCAGGUGGAGGAUCAGGAGGAUCAGGAGGCUACUCUGGCGGCUCAGGUGGAGGAUCAGGAGGAUAUUCCGGCGGCUCAGGAGGAGGGUUCAUCUCUGGAGGUUCUGGAGGAUUAGGUGGUGGUUACUCUGGAGGUUCAGGAGGAAUCAUAAGCGGAGGUUCUGGAGGUGGGUAUUCCGGAGGUUCCGGUGGUGGAUUCUCAGGAGGUUCCGGAGGCGGAUAUUCUGGAGGUUCCGGUGGUGGAUUCUCAGGAGGUUCCGGAGGCGGAUAUUCCGGAGGUUCCACUGGUGGAUUCUCAGGAGGUUCCGGAGGCGGAUAUUCCGGAGGUUCCAGUGGUGGAUUCUCUGGAGGUUCCGGAGGCGGAUAUUCCGGAGGUUCCAGUGGUGGAUUCUCAGGAGGUUCCGGAGGCGGAUAUUCCGGAGGUUCCAGUGGUGGAUUCUCAGGAGGUUCUGGAGGCGGAUAUUCCGGAGGUUCAUCUGGAGGUGGUGGAUUCUCAGGAGGUUCUGGAGGCGGAUAUUCCGGAGGUUCAUCUGGAGGUGGUGGAUUCUCAGGAGGUUCAUCUGGAGGUGGAUAUUCCGGAGGUUCCGGUGGUGGAUUCUCAGGAGGUUCUGGAGGCGGAUAUUCCGGAGGUUCCGGUGGUGGAUUCUCAGGAGGUUCCGGAGGCGGAUAUUCCGGAGGUUCGUCUGGAGGUGGUGGAGGCGGUGGAUUCGGAGGGUCUGUCAGUACAGGCUACCUACCACCGAAAGGAAAAUAGAUUUUACUCGCCUAUUCCUUCGUUACCAUUAAAAAAAAUCUCUAUCUCGAUGCCAUUCUCGAUUCAGUGCACAUAUGUAAUAUUUGUUUUAUUGUACGAGUUAUUUUAAUAAAGGCCAGAUAUUUGUGUCCAUAUAUUGCCGUUUUUUA
Messenger RNA from Cherax quadricarinatus, 1274 nucleotides. RefSeq names its product loricrin-like. The record is from RefSeq and is a predicted model, not a curated record. NCBI's taxonomy places the organism in Eukaryota, Metazoa, Arthropoda, Malacostraca, Decapoda, Parastacidae.